Schistosoma intercalatum is the source of this 797-nucleotide messenger RNA. NCBI's taxonomy places the organism in Eukaryota, Metazoa, Platyhelminthes, Trematoda, Strigeidida, Schistosomatidae. The record is from the annotation of a GenBank genome assembly.
CACCAAUUAACGUUAAUAUAUUUACUCUUAUCUAAUACUGGGUCUGAUCCUACCAUAAAACUUUACACGUUCACUAAGUUAAAUUACAACUAUCGCCGUCCACCUAAUUAAACUUUGUAUUUACAUUACUUCCGAUAAUGUCCAGGCCAUCUAAAAAACAUAUAAUCUCUCCUGAUGCCUAUAGCACCUGCAAAAGAUCUAAAUCAGUCACUAAAGCGAAUAAUGUGAAACCUUAUAAACACACUGAUCAGUCUGCAUCCUACUCUGAUCUUCCCUCAGCCACACUAAACGUGCACCGUCUACUUGGACAAGACAUAUCCCUACCUUGCAUCUCGCUUGUCGAUAUAAAUAAGAGCAGUCACAUACCGUUAGAGUCGACAUCAUUUGUCAGUCCAAACAAAAACACCACAUGUUGUGAGCAGUAUUUAGACAGUGCUGUUGACCCCAAACACCCAGCAAUCUCACAAUCGGCCAUCCUGAGUAGCGGCCCACGGAGUACAUGUAAGCCUGCCUACAAUAGCCAGUCCGGUGAUGUAGAUCUUGACUACUCACCCAGACAUAUACCCCAUUCCCCAACUAAGUGUGCACAAAGUGAACAUCCGCUAGACACCUGCAACAGGCCUGUAUGUAACCAUAUCGACUUUAGAAACUUUGAUAUAAACUCCGAUAAUCUCACCACUGGUAGACCUAAAAGCAGCCAAACAGAACUUAGCCUCACCCAAACUAUUCAAGACCUAUUACCUUACAAAUAUUUAAUCAGUGUUCCAGAAAAUCCCGAUCUGGAAAUUAUAAAAAAC